AUGGCAUAUAAUUUUUCAUUAAUCAUAUCAGACUACUAUGCCAGGAUUUACCAUGAAGCAAUUUCAUAUUAUGAGAGAGCACUUACAUUAUCACCUAGAAGCUUGAGUACCUAUGCUGGUCUUGCAUACACUUAUCAUUUGCAGGAUAACUUUACUGCUGCAAUCACGUGCUACCACAAGGCUUUAUGGCUGAAACCAGAUGAUCAAUUUUGCACUGAAAUGCUGAGUUUGGCACUUGUAGAUGAAGGUCGUCGAGGCAUAGACCCCAAAAUUGAAUUCCGCUGAAACGAGUCAUUUUUAAGGACACUAUUUAUACUCUUUCGUUCUUGUUGUAAUGUAUGUGGAAUCUGAAGUCCUUGAACGGGUUGAAUCAUUUUGGUCCAUUUUAGAGUUAGGCCCGUGAUAUGACUGAAAACCAAAAUUAUUUUUAGCAU
Molecule: messenger RNA, 434 nt
Organism: Populus nigra (black poplar)
Lineage: Eukaryota; Viridiplantae; Streptophyta; Magnoliopsida; Malpighiales; Salicaceae
Product: anaphase-promoting complex subunit 6-like
Exons: 3
Coding region: 1-285 (94 amino acids)
Biological process (GO): cell division
Molecular function (GO): protein binding
Source: RefSeq, a predicted model, not a curated record